Messenger RNA from Encephalitozoon romaleae SJ-2008, 1737 nucleotides. Its product is annotated as ATM1 mitochondrial ABC transporter. Lineage: Eukaryota; Fungi; Microsporidia; Unikaryonidae. The transcript has a single exon. Gene Ontology annotation, biological process: transmembrane transport. Gene Ontology annotation, cellular component: membrane. Gene Ontology annotation, molecular function: ATP hydrolysis activity; ABC-type transporter activity; ATP binding. Bases 1 to 1737 code for a protein of 578 amino acids. The record is from RefSeq and is a predicted model, not a curated record.
AUGGGUGGGAAGAAGAAGACGAGUGAACUCCAAACUUUGAGCAUCAUUGUUAGAAAGUACAUUCUCGGGAUUCCACAGAUUCGAGUUGUUGUAUUCCCUGUUCUCUUGAGUAUCUUUGCAGGAAAGUAUUUUGAAGUCAAAGUGGCAAGCUGCAUAAGCCACAUUUCUGAUGGGCUGGGCUCGGCAGAGGUUCCUCGAGGCAGGAUUGCCAUGUUUCUGGCGACAUCUUUGAUGGGGAUAAUGUUCACAGAGCUCCAGGGAUAUGUAUUUGUCGGUGCAAUUCAAUACGUUUAUAGAUACACGCUGAGAACCACAUUUGAAUACUUUAUUCAGAUGGAUACAGAACCAUUUGAGUCCUAUGGCUUGGGGACUAUCCAGAGUAUUAUAACUAGGAAGAGCAAGGCCAUCAGCGACUUUGUAGAGGUUUCUGUCCAGAAUCUAUUUCCUGUGGUAGCAUCUCUUGGAUUUGUCGGGCUUGAGGUGUAUCUAAAGCUCGGAGCCCUAGCUUCAGUCAUUAUUGUCUUUGCAGUGAGUGUUUAUGGAUUCAUAACGAUAUCAAUAGCUCUUAGAAGGAACAGGAUUAGAGCAGCACUAAACAAUGCGGAGAAUACUGCAUCAAACAUUGUGUAUGACACUCUGAGCAAUCAUGAGUCUGUUGUAUCCUUCAACAACUAUGAUAUUGAAGUGAGGAGAUAUGAUGGGAAGCUAGUGGAGAUUGAAAGGUUUGGAACAAGCCUGUUCAGAGGUCUAUACAUUUUGAAUAUGGUCCAGAAGCUCAUCUUUGCAUUUCUGAACUCAUUGAUGAUUGCGCUUGGGGUUUACGGGAUGCUUUCUAGUAGGAUGGAUGGAAAGACACUGAUCUUCUAUGCAACAACAAGCAGAAUUCUUCUUAUGAAUCUGAACAACCUUGGAUACACGUACUGUAGGUUUACAGAGGCUAUGCUGAAUGCCAGGGAAGUUCUGUCUGAAGACUACGAUGUAAAGACAAGUGAAAGCCAAUCCAUAGUGAAGUUUGGAAAAAAUAUUACGUUUAGCAAUGUCCACUUAUAUUAUGGAGACAAAAAGAUACUUAACGGAGUGAAUCUUAAGGUUGAGAAAGGAGAUAAGAUGGCGAUUGUAGGAUCGAACGGAUCUGGAAAGUCGACUAUUCUGAAGACCCUCUUGAAGUUCUGUAGUUACCAGGGCACAAUAUGCAUUGAUGGGAUGAACAUCAAGACAAUAGGAAAUGGAUCGUUCAGGAAGAUCAUAGGAUAUGUGCCCCAGAACUCCUCUCUGUUCAAUGAGACCGUAAUGUACAACAUCAAGUACGGGAAUCCCGGUGUGUCAGACUACGGUGUUGUUGAGCUUGCAAAAAGAUUCAACAUUCAUGACAGCAUCAUGAGGCUUGAAAGAGGAUACUUUACCAAUGUUGGGGAGUCUGGAAGGCAUAUCAGUGGGGGAGAGAGGCAGAAGAUUAUUAUAUUGAGAGCCUUGUUGAGGAGGCCUGAGAUUCUCAUAAUGGAUGAGCCAACAUCUAACCUUGAUAAAGAAGCAGAAAUAGACAUUAUAAAGAAUAUCAUAGACUUCGAAGGGUCUCUGACCGUUAUAGCAAUUGUUCAUAACCUUGACCUUCUUCCGUUGUUUGAUAAGGUCUGCUUUGUUGAUAAAGGUGUAAUCAGAAUGAUAAGCCGGAUAACCGGGGGUGCCGAAUCCAUAGUAGAGGGAUUGAGAAACCAUGGGGCGCUAGGAAAUAAAUAA